AUGGCUGGAGAAAUUGUGUAUGCUGAUCUAAACAUUCUUGGAGUCAGUUCUUCUUUGAGGCCACCAAAACGAUCUCAACACCUCAGUUCCCCUCCAUGUCCCCGGUGGCAUCGCGUCGCUGUAGGGGUCGGAUGGGCUGGGAACAUCAUCCUGACAAUAGCUGUGAUAGCACUGGGAGUUUGGGUUUCCCAGUCGCAUGUCUCUUGUGAAGGCCAGACCAGAGGAGCUCUGAAUACAUCAGAGAAUAACAAUACCAGAUUCGUCAGUAGCACUGAAUGCAGCUCCGGCCUGGAAGAUUUCCGGUCUCGCUUGAAAGCAAUACUGUGUGAACCGCGCCAUGGCAGCUUGGCAGAGGGCUCCGGGUGCAAACUCUGCCCCAGAGACUGGCGGCUGCAUGGGGACAAGUGCUACUGGGUGUCUAAGGACCGUAAAAACUGGACUCGGAGCCGUGACGACUGCUCGGGGAAGAGCGCUCAAAUGCUCGUGAUCCAGAACCAGAAGGAGAUGAAUUCCAUACAGGAUGUUGUACAAAAUACAAGCUACAUCUGGAUUGGCCUUAACAUGACAUCCCCAGGGGGGAAAUGGACCUGGGUGGAUGGUUCCCCAUUAGAUACAACAUGCUUCCCAGUCCCAGGCUCUACUGACGGGAAGAGCUGUGGUCGGAUAAAAGGCAGCAAGAUUCACUCUGAGAAGUGUGGUACUGAGCAAAAAUGGAUCUGCCAGAAAGAAGCUGCUGUGAUAUAA
Messenger RNA from Mauremys reevesii (Reeves's turtle), 744 nucleotides. RefSeq names its product killer cell lectin-like receptor subfamily B member 1B allele A. The record is from RefSeq and is a predicted model, not a curated record. The transcript is spliced from 6 exons. Lineage: Eukaryota; Metazoa; Chordata; Testudines; Geoemydidae. Bases 1 to 744 code for a protein of 247 amino acids.